AGGCUGCUCCAAGACGCUGCUGGUGGAGAAGAGGUAUUCUGAGUGGACUCAGGAGGCGUGCACACCAUCCGCCACUUCCGAGCAUAUAUUCGCUAAUGUGCAGUUCAGCUAAUUUUCAGUCCCCGGACAAUAAAGUAGACGAGCUCAGGGCGAGGAUCUCCUUCCAGAGAGACAUCAGGAUUGCAACAUACUGUUUCAUAAAAUCAUGGCGCUCUCCAGAUAUACUGUCCCCGUUCAUACAGCCAGCUGGUUUCUCAGUACAUCGCUCAGACCGGAAUAAAUAAUUCUCCGGGAGGAAGAAGAAAGGUGGUGUAUGUUUCAUGAUUAACAACUCAUAAUGUGAUUGUGAUAGCGUACAGGAACUCAAGUCCUUUUGUUCCCUCAACCUAGAAUGCCUCACGAUCAAAUGCUGACUGUAUUACCUCCCAAGAGAAUUCUCUUUGGUUAUAGUCACAGCCGUGUUUAUUCCCCAUCAAGCCGAUACCACGAUGGCCCUCAAGGAAUUUCACUGGACUUUGUGCAAACUGGAAACCACCUAUCCUGAGGCUGCAUUCAUGUAGCUGGGUAUUUUAACUAAGCAAAUUUGACACAUCAAAACAUUGCCUUUAGUACUCGCACAUCAGACUGGGAUAUGUUCCGGGUAGCCUAUGAGAAUAACAUUGGCGUAUACAGUGACUGAGUUCAUCAGGAAGUGUAUAGGGGAUGUGGUUCCCACUGUGACUAUUAAAAUCGACCCAAACCAAAAACGGUGGACAGAUGACAGCAUUCGCACAAAACUUAAAGAGCAAACCACCGCAUUUAACUACAGCAAGGUGACUGGGAAUAUGGUUGAAUACAAACUGUAGUUAUGCCCUCCGUAAGGCAAGCAAACAGGCAAAAUGUCAGUACAGAGACAGUGGAGUAGCAAUUCAAUGGCUCAGACACGAUACGUAUAUGGCAGAUUACUAAUGGAAAACCAGCCAAGACACGGACACCGGCGUCUUGCUCCCGGACAAGCUAAACACCUUCGCCCGUUUUGAGGACAACACAGUGCCACCAACACGGCCCACUCCCAAGGACUGUGGGGUCUCGUUCUCCGUGGCCAAUGUGAGUAAGACAUUUAAGCGUGUUAACCCCCGCAAGACUGACGGCCCAAACGUCAUCCCUAGCCAAGUCCUCAGAACAUGCGCAGACCAGCUGGCAGGAGGGUUUAUGGACAUUUUCAAUCUCUCCCUAUCCCAGUCUGCUGUUCCUACUUGCUUCAAGAUGUCCACCAUUGUUCCUGUACCCAAGAAAGCAAAGGUAACUGAACUAAAUGACUAUGGCUAAGCCUUCAACACAGUAGUACCCUCCAAGCUCAUCUUUAAGCUCGGGGCCCUGGGUCUGAACCCUGCCCUGUGCAACUGGGUCCUGGACUUCCUGAUGGGCUGACCCCAGGUGGUGAAUGUAGGAAACAACACCUCCACUGCUGAUCCUAAACACAGGGGCCCUACAAGGGUGUGUGUUGUUUCGCCUCAGCAGCAUGGCUGUGGUCAUCCGCAUGCAGGGUCUCCCGAUAGUGGCGGGGACCAUGGACAUACGCCAUUUCUUCUCUGGAUUGACCAUCCCAGAUGGUGGGGUGCAUAUUGUAGGGGGUGAACAUGGUGAGGCUUUUAUUGUUUUCGCCACAGAUGAAGAUGCCAGGCUUGGCAUGAUGCGUAACAGGGGAGCAAUCAAAGGUUCAAAAGUGUCACUUUUGCUGAGCAGCAAGACCGAGAUGCAGAAUAUGAUUGAGCUUAGCCGCAGGCGUUUUAAAACGGGCAAUGUAGAGGGAGCAGCAGGAAAUGGUAGAAGGCCAGGUCCCCCCGUCAACACAUGUGGGAGGGGCAGUCUACCCAAUACUUUACAAGGGUUCAGCAACACCACACCAGCCACCGUCACCACAGCUGCCUCUGCACAUGAAACCAUAAGCAACAAAAAUGUGUCCACGUUUGCCACCACUGGCAUGGGAAACAUGCCCCCCAGUUUCAGCAACAACUUCAGCAGCCCAAAUCUCACCAUGGGAUCCAGUAUGAGAACAGCCAUGUCCUCCCGCAACUCUGUACCACCACCUAUUCACCCUUUGACAACCAUGCCACCCAUGCCUUCCAUACCCACCAUGCCACUUCCACCACCAGUGUCCUCUGUGCCUCCUGUUGCCACUGUGUCACCUUUAACCCAAGGCCCCCCUGUCCUUCCCAUGAGUCUGUCCCACAUGGGCUCAAUGCCACCAUUCAACCCAGGUGUCCCACCCCCUAGUGGACUGGCCCCAAAUCACAUGUUUGUUGGCCAUAUGAACCCUCUGUUAAAUCUCCAGGCACACAUGAAGGCAGCAAUAGGUAAUUCAGACGAGUUAUAUGUUCACCUUCAAGGCCUGCCCUUCUCAGCUACUGAAAGGGAUAUUGGGGAGUUUUUCUGUGGGUUAGGGGUGGACUCCAUCCAACUGGUCAGGGACAACAUUGGCCGGAGUAGCGGCAGGGCCCUGGCCAAGUUCUUUUCCCCUCAGGACACUUUUGAGGCACUCAAAAGAAGCAGCGGAAUGUUAAGGCAGAGGUACGUGGACAUCUCUCCGGCCACAGAGAGCCAGUGGAUGAGUGUCGGCAGUGGUGGCAACGGGGUUGGAGGGCAAGCCCACUCAAAAUCCAGUAAUGUGCCCCAAGACCAGCAUCACCGCAGCAACAUGAAUUCAGCAUAUCCUUCAACCAGAGAUCAUGCAAGGUCUCGCUCCCCUCACAACAAGGAGUUCUGUGUCUACCUAAAAGGCCUGCCCUAUGAAGCAGUAAAUAAACAGAUCUGUGAGUUCUUCAAAAAGCUGGACAUUAUGGAAGACCGCAUUUACAUUGCUUAUGGACCCACUGGCCGAGCUACAGGUGAGGGCUUUGUCCAGUUGAAAAAUGAAAUGGAUUACAAGGUUGCCCUCAGCUGUCACAUGCAGUAUAUGGGAAGCCGAUUCAUACAAGUUCACCCCAUCAGUAAGAAAGCUAUGUUUGAAAAGAUUGAUUCCAUUCGUCAAAGGAUGCAGGGUGUUGAUAAGAAAAAUAACUCUGAGUCCGGCAAGAGCCCUAGAAACUGUGCACACAUCUCAAAUAUUCCAUAUAAUGUGUCAAAGAAAGAUGUCCAUCUGUUUCUGGAAGGCAUUGCAGUAUUUGAAGAAAGUCUUAAAGUUCUGGUUGACAGCAGUGGUAACGGUCUAGGUCAGGCUGUUGUGCAGUUCAGGGUAGAGGAGGAUGCGCUAAAUGCUGAGAGACUACACAGGCAAAAGUUAAAUGGCAGAGAUGCCUUUGUGCAUUUGGUCACCUUUGAGCAGAUGAAGGAAAUCGAGAGAAACCCACCACCACAGGUUAAGAGAGGCCAGAAAUUUGAAGGGAACACUCAAGGCCAGGCACACGGCCAUGCUCAGGCACAGAAUCCUAUUCAAGCCCAAGCUCACACCUUUGCCAGUAUAACAGGAGAAGAGUUCAACUUCCACAGAAACACUGUUGGUAAUUUAGGCAAUGGUCCUUUUGCUCAAUUUACUGUCCCAGGUAAUGGAAUAGUGGGCCCUCCUCCUCUACCCCCAUUUGCAGCAAGUCUAGAUAAUGUAGCCCAUAGCAUUCCCCCACCCAUGGUUGCUGGUCACUUGCCUGGAGCAGUUCUGGCACCCCCAAGCUUCCGACCAGGUAGCAACAAUGGCCCACCUGGCUUUGGACCAGAGGGCAUGAGGGACAGGCCACCUUUUGACAACGGCACUAGAAAGAGUGGAGGCCAUAACAACCGAGGAAGUGGCCAAGGGCGUUUAGAUGUGUGCCCUCAGUCUGCCUUGGGCCGUGGCCCUGGCUCUGACCCUCUGAGAGAGCAGUCACCCGGAGGCCCUGGUAACCCUCGUGGACCAACCAUUGUAAAGAUCCAAAACAUGCCUUUCACCGUAACAGUUGAUGAGAUCCUAGAUUUCUUUUAUGGGUAUCAAGUGCUGCCUGGUUCAGUCUGUCAACAGUUCAGUGAAAAGGGCCUGCCCACUGGUGAGGCAAUGGUUGCCUUUGAGUCACACGAGGAGGCAUCAUCUGCUGUCAUGGAUUUAAAUGAUAGGCCUAUUGGGGCUAGGAAAGUGAAGAUAACCCUAGGAUAAGACUCCAAUGUUCCUCUCUACCAAUAAUGAUUAAGUGAAACAUCUGGUUUCAUUAAUGCAAAGGUAAGAACUUGCAUUUAGGAUUUAAGCUCCCAACUAUCUUUAGCUCCUUUACCAAAGUUAUCAAGUUGUUAGUAGCGUAAGAAUCAAAUGGAACGCUGCUAUAUUGAUUUGAUGUAUAAUAUAGCUAAAGUGGGAUGUUUGGAUUUUCCAAAUGGCAAAAAGCCAACUGUUGAUGUAGCUUGAGUCCAAUCAUAUUUAGAGUAAGAGCCUUGGAUGAUAUGGUUGGAUUAAGAGGAUAGUCUUAUUUCUGUGCUGAGAUGUCACUUUCACUUGGAAGUAUGUAAUUAUUUUCAAAUGCCCUGACACAUUUUGUGUUCUUGUAUUUCUUCCAUAGAUUUAACAUUCUCUUUGUGAUGAUUUUCUAAAGGGGGUACUUGCCAAAUGCUGCCAUGCAUGGUGUUAGUACAGAGAACACUCAUUUGUGUCAUGGUUAAAGCAUUUGCUUAUUUGCUCUAUGCUGUUUUUCACUGUUAAUAAAUGCAAAUGUCAAUGUUGAUGCUAGCUAUGUUGUAUGAUAAAUUGUACUGCUUGUUUCUGAGAAAAAGAUGUUGAAUAUUGCAUUUGGUUUAAUGGUCUGCAGAGCUCUUUAGAACUUUUUGUAUCUGCCAACCCUCCCACUGUGAUAUACUCUUUUUGAAAAUGAGCUGUUUUGCAAAGAUGUAAAUACUAUUUGGAAUGUUUUAGUUUUGUAGUGUUGUCUAACAAGAGACACUUAAGUUUUAUAUUUUUGGGGACGUUCCAGCUUAUUUCACAAGUGUGUAUAUACUGUUUAGCUUACACUUUUGUCAAUAAAAUGACAUUCCUGACAGA
Molecule: messenger RNA, 4975 nt
Organism: Oncorhynchus gorbuscha (pink salmon)
Lineage: Eukaryota; Metazoa; Chordata; Actinopteri; Salmoniformes; Salmonidae
Product: RNA-binding protein 12-like
Exons: 2
Coding region: 1502-4102 (866 amino acids)
Biological process (GO): regulation of RNA splicing
Cellular component (GO): ribonucleoprotein complex; nucleoplasm
Molecular function (GO): RNA binding
Source: RefSeq, a predicted model, not a curated record